Messenger RNA from Salarias fasciatus (jewelled blenny), 717 nucleotides. Its product is annotated as gastrula zinc finger protein XlCGF17.1-like. The transcript has 2 exons. Gene Ontology annotation, biological process: regulation of transcription by RNA polymerase II. Lineage: Eukaryota; Metazoa; Chordata; Actinopteri; Blenniiformes; Blenniidae. Gene Ontology annotation, cellular component: nucleus. Bases 16 to 717 code for a protein of 233 amino acids. Gene Ontology annotation, molecular function: DNA-binding transcription factor activity, RNA polymerase II-specific; RNA polymerase II transcription regulatory region sequence-specific DNA binding. The record is from RefSeq and is a predicted model, not a curated record.
AAUUUGUUGGUCCACAUGAGAACUCACACAGGUGAGAAGCCGUUUUCUUGUGAAACAUGUGGGAAACGUUUCAGUCAUCACAGUUAUAUAGUGGUCCAUAUGAGAACUCACACAGGUGAGAAGCCGUAUUCCUGUGGAAUAUGUAAGAAAAGUUUCAGCAGACAGAGUCACUUGUUGGUGCACUUGAGAACUCACACAGGUGAGAAGCCGUACUCUUGUGGAAAAUGUGGAAAAGCUUUCAGUUAUCAGAGUAAUAAGGUGGUCCACAUGAGAAUUCACUCUGGUGAGAAGCCGUAUUUUUGUGAGACAUGUGGAAAUAGUUUCAGUUGCAAGUCUGGUUUAAGAACACACAUGAAAACUCACACAGGUGAGAAACCGUAUUUUUGCGAAGCAUGUGGAAAGUUUUUCAGUUACCAGUAUGGUUUAAGAACACACAUGAAAACUCACACAGGUGAGAAACCUUAUUGUUGUGAAUCAUGUGGAAAGUGUUUCCUUCGUCAGAAAGAUUUGUUGGCCCACAUUAGAACUCACACAGGUGAGAAGCCGUAUUCUUGCGACGCAUGUGGGAAAUGUUUCAGUCAACACAAUCAUAAACUGGCCCACAUGAGAACUCACACAGGUGAGAAGCCAUAUUCUUGUGAAAUAUGUGGGAAAAGAUUUACUAAUCGUGGUUCAUUGUCAUACCAUAUGAAAUCUCAUGAAGUAGUCAAGUCAUGA